Molecule: messenger RNA, 2688 nt
Organism: Nakaseomyces glabratus
Lineage: Eukaryota; Fungi; Ascomycota; Saccharomycetes; Saccharomycetales; Saccharomycetaceae
Gene: FPK1
Product: serine/threonine protein kinase FPK1
Biological process (GO): protein phosphorylation
Cellular component (GO): cytoplasm; nucleus; plasma membrane
Molecular function (GO): ATP binding; protein serine/threonine kinase activity
Source: RefSeq, a predicted model, not a curated record
AUGGAGCAGCAGGGAGUAUUGGCACCGCCUAGUAUCAAUGAGAGGAACAGGAGUCUAUCGUUUUCGAAGCUGCUGUCCCGCUCCUGGAGGAAGAACAGCACAAGUGCGGUCGCCAGCGAUAACAGCACUGACACCGAGAACAAUGCGGCCAACCCUAACAUGAUAGCGUUGCAGAAGAAGAUUUUGAGUUCUAAGACUGAUAGUUGGAGCGAGGCUGUCGAUGAUGAGCCAGUACCCAGCGGUGGCAGUCAAUCUCGUUUCACAAAACUGAAGAAUAUCUUCAACAACAAUAAUAGUAACCACAACACAAGUAACUCUACGAGGUCAGGCUCCUCAUGUGCCUCAACUGUGAGUGGGAAGAGUAGCUUUGAGAAGUUACCCAAGGAUAUAAGCCAAGUGAGGUCGAACAGUAUUCCAAGUCCCCAAAAGUCACCAUACUCCGAUAAAAAGGGGCAUAAUGCCACCAGCGAUGUAGAGAUCGGUUUGGUGAGUCCUGUCUCAGAUAAAAUGAACAUUGAUCUCCCGCAGGUACCCACAUCUGUUCACGCUAGUACACUUACAGGUGAACACUUGAAGGAACUGCAUGAGUAUGAAAUAGCUAAACCAAAACAGGAAGCAUAUGCGCUGAAUUCAGGAAAAAAUGCGAAUAGACGGAGAUCACCAUCAACACCUAUUAAGCCAAGUCCCAGUUUAGUGUCCUCACAGAGUGCCAAUGGCCAGUUCUCAUCUACAAAUCCAUUCAACACAGGCACAGGCUAUGCUAACUAUAAGGAAAGAGGCACUGUGCAGACUACAAAUAGCUAUUUCAACUACCAAGGGCUACCGCCGCAUGCCAGAAAUGAAAAUGACUCUAACUUAAACGCAUUCCAAAAUGGAUCUAAAUAUGCAGCUGUCCAAGAGAUGCUAUCAUUGCCAACCACACCGUCUUCGAUGAACACCUCAUUGACAACUCACAACAAAGAAGGAAGAAAUUUAAGCAAUGUAUCUUUAAAUGAAAUCAAGGAGAAUGAAGAAGUGAGUGAGUUCUAUGGUAUGGAUGAGGUUCCUAACCUCGAUUCCAUGGGAAAUAAGAAAAUGGCAUCAUCUUCUCCAUUGAGAGCUAGAUCCGGUAGUCCCAAGGCAUCAAAUGUAAUGGAUAGUGCACAACCAUUUCCCUCUAUUGUAGUUGGCUAUGAUGACGCAGAUGCAGAAACAGAUGAGCAGUCUGCAAACCCUUCGCGUGGAUCGCACAUUUCUUCUGAGCAGAAGGGUAAGCCAGAAUUGAACCCGCCAAAAAAUGCUAAGUUUCCAUUACGUAGAGCCGCAUCAGAGACUGAUGCAAUAGACCUGAAUAUUUUGAAAUCUGUAAAGGCAGCUAGUGGAGACCUGUCUGAUACAACAGAUCAGCAUACCAAACUGGAAGAAAUUAAAGAACCAAGACGCUCAAGCAGACUGAGAAAUAAAUCUUUUAGUAACAAGUUCCAAGAUAUCACUGUUGGACCACAAUCAUUUGAAAAGAUUAGACUGCUUGGACAAGGUGAUGUUGGCAAGGUUUAUUUAGUGAAAGAAAAGAGGACGAACAGACUGUAUGCGUUGAAGAUUUUCAGUAAAUCAGAAAUGAUCAAGAGGAAGAAGAUCAAGAGGAUCCUGGCCGAGCAAGAAAUUCUUGCUACUAGCAACCACCCAUUUGUUGUAACAUUAUAUCAUUCGUUUCAAUCGGAAGAUUACUUGUAUCUGUGUAUGGAAUACUGUAUGGGUGGUGAGUUUUUUAGAGCGUUGCAAACUCGUAAAAGUAAAUGUAUCUCAGAAGAAGAUGCCAAAUUUUAUGCUAGUGAAGUCACAGCUGCAUUAGAAUAUUUACAUCUGCUUGGGUUCAUAUACAGAGACUUGAAGCCGGAAAAUAUUCUAUUGCACCAAUCGGGCCACAUUAUGUUGUCAGAUUUUGAUCUAUCUAUCCAGGCGAAGGACGCAAAAGUGCCAGUAGUUAAAGGUAAUGCCCAGUCCACGGUGGUCGAUACUAAAAUUUGUUCCGAUGGCUUCAGAACCAACUCAUUUGUUGGGACCGAGGAGUAUAUUGCGCCCGAGGUGAUAAGAGGCAACGGCCACACGGCAGCGGUUGAUUGGUGGACACUAGGUAUUCUUAUUUAUGAGAUGUUGUUUGGCUUCACACCUUUCAAGGGAGAGAACACAAAUGAGACAUUUAGCAAUAUACUGAAAAAGGAUGUCACAUUCCCAAACAACAAUGAGGUCUCCAGAAAUUGUAAAGACCUGAUUAAGAAGCUACUGAUAAAGAACGAGUCCAAGCGUCUAGGAUCUAAGAUGGGUGCGGCAGAUAUCAAGAAACAUCCAUUCUUCAAAAAGGUUAAUUGGACUCUGUUGAGAAAUCAAGAGCCACCGUUAAUCCCAGUUUUGACUGAGAAUGGUUAUGAUUUCACAAAAUUGUCAUCCAACAAGAACAAAAACCGUGCUAAUGGUACCGAGAAGGACUCCAUAGAUGAACAAGAGCGCAUCAUGUUUGAAGAACGCGUUGAGUAUGACGAUGAGGUUUCAGAGGACGACCCAUUCCAUGACUUUAACUCAAUGAGUCUCAUGAAGCAGGAUAACAACUCCCUGAUAUACGGUGACAACAACUCCUAUGGUAAAAUUGCAUAUACUCCAAACGCUAAUAGAUCAAGAAGUAAUAGCCACAGAGCAUUCUUCAAAAGAUGA